Molecule: messenger RNA, 1152 nt
Organism: Setaria italica (foxtail millet)
Lineage: Eukaryota; Viridiplantae; Streptophyta; Magnoliopsida; Poales; Poaceae
Exons: 2
Coding region: 260-952 (230 amino acids)
Cellular component (GO): plasma membrane
Molecular function (GO): electron transfer activity
Source: RefSeq, a predicted model, not a curated record
GUGUUCUUCGUCUCUCAUUUAUCCAUCUCCGGUGAACAUAAACAUUACAGUGGCAAUCCUGCAAUACGGGAGAACUCCAUGGCGUCUUGUACAACAAAGGAUAUGAUACCCAGCCGCUUUCUCUAAAGCUCCAUCACUCUUUUAAGCCCGUCAGCCCCCAACUCGCAGAGGACAUCCAUCAUCACUCAUCGGAGGAGCAGAAUCUGUUCGUCUCUUCCCCGAGAGGGCAACCUACCACACUAGCUAAGUAGCUACCGAAAUGAUGCUCUCCGGCGGCCGCCACCGCGGCCUGGUCCUGCCGUGUCUCGCCGUGGUGGCCGCGCUGGCCGCCGCCCCGCGCGGCGCCGACGCGUACAAGAACUACACCGUCGGCGACGACAAGGGCUGGUACGACGGCCUCACCCUCCCCGGGGUCGACUACCAGGCGUGGGCCGACGGCAUCAAGAACUUCAGCCUCGGCGAUUUCCUCAUCUUCAACACGGACAAGAACCACUCGGUGGUGCAGACGCGGAACGCGACGCUGUUCAAGAGCUGCGACUACAACGACUCGGGCCCCGACGACACCGUCGAGUGGUCCGCCGCCGCGCCGGAGUUCAGCAAGGACGCCGUCACCGUCGCCGUGCCGCUCCUCAGGGAGGGCCGCACCUACUUCUUCUCGGGCAACUACGACGGCGAGCAGUGCGAGAACGGCCAGGGCUUCGCCAUCGACGUGGCGCACGGCCAGGGCCUGCCGCCGGACCUCAGGCCGCCCGCCGCCGACGCGCCCGCGCCCUCGGCGAAGCCCGCCGACGGCGCCGCCGUGCUCGACUUCAGCCACCCCAAGAACGUCACCACGCCCAGCGCGUCCGACGGCGACCUGAGCGGCGACGAUACCACCUCGGGCUCAAGCCGGACUCUGGCCAGGAUCUGUCUGGCCGUGAUGCCGCUGGUCACCGCGCUCUUUGCGGUGUAAGCAGGCGAGUGCAUCUCGCACAUGCCUGGACUAUGAGAUUUGUUGUUGUAAUUUAUCUGUAAUAUGGCUAGUCAAGUAGUAGCAGGGUGUUCACAGGUUUAUUAGUUAGUGAAAUGCUUUUGAUUGUAUAGUGUGCCAUUUCUUCGAUUUGUAUGGGGUGAUGACAACAAUAAUAAUAGCAAUUCCAUUCUUUGGAUCGA